Molecule: messenger RNA, 1971 nt
Organism: Trichosurus vulpecula (common brushtail)
Lineage: Eukaryota; Metazoa; Chordata; Mammalia; Diprotodontia; Phalangeridae
Gene: TSPAN15
Product: tetraspanin 15
Exons: 8
Coding region: 74-979 (301 amino acids)
Cellular component (GO): membrane
Source: RefSeq, a predicted model, not a curated record
CAGCUGCAGCUGCAGGUGGGGCCGGGCCGAGCCGGGCCAGGCGGCGGAGUCGGGGUCUGGCGGCUGCGGGAGGAUGAUGGCCGGCGGGGACUCGGAGCAGGUGCGCUACUGCGCGCGCUUCUCCUACCUGUGCCUUAAGUUCUCGCUCAUCGUCUACUCCUCGUUCUUCUGGUUUAUAGGUGCCUUAAUCCUCUCCGUGGGGAUCUACGCCGAAGUUGAGCGCCAGAAAUACAAAACUCUGGAAAGUGCCUUCCUCGCACCUGCCAUCAUCCUCAUCCUCCUCGGGGUCAUCAUGUUCAUCGUCUCCUUCGUGGGGGUCUUGGCUUCCCUCCGGGAUAACUUCUGUCUCCUCCAAUCGUUCAUGUACAUCCUGGGGAUCUGCCUUAUCAUGGAGCUCAUCGGGGGCGUGGUGGCCUUAAUCUUCAGGAACCAGACAAUCGACUUUCUGAAUGACAACAUCCGGAGAGGAAUCGAGAAUUACUAUGAUGACUUGGACUUCAAGAACAUCAUGGAUUUUGUUCAGGAGCAGUUUAAGUGCUGUGGUGGGGAAGACUACAAGGACUGGGCCAUGAACCAGUACCACGACUGCAACGCGCCCGGACCCUUAGCGUGUGGGGUGCCAUACACCUGCUGCUUCAGAAAUUCGUCUGCUGUCGUUAACACCAUGUGUGGCUAUAAAACCAUCGACCAAGAGCGCCUGAGCGUUCUGGACGUCAUCUACGUCCGUGGCUGCACUGAUGCCGUCAUCAUCUGGUUCAUGGACAACUACACCAUCAUGGCUGCCGUCCUGCUGGGCAUCCUGCUGCCCCAGUUCCUGGGUGUGCUGCUUACUCUUCUCUACAUCACAAGGGUGGAAGAUAUCAUAUCUGAGCACUCCGUCACCGAUGGCCUCCUCGGGGGGGAGAAGAAGGCAGACCUGGAGUUUUCAGGAGGAGGCUGCUGCAUGUGUUAUCCAGGGGAGAGUCCUCAGGGCCUGUGACAGGCUUUUCCACCAGACCCCUGGGACGAGGAGGGGCAGGGGACCUGUGACCACCGGGGCCAAGCUGGGCCAGCCAUCCUUCCACAGACAGUACCAGCCUGGGCCUCUGCCCCUGGUUCCAGCUCCCUCAGACCAUGUGGACCCUAUCUGGACUGGGAGUGUGGGAGUGGCAGAGUCCAGGGGGAACCCAAAUGUCCAUGCUUCUCUUUCCCAGGCUUCUUUGGGACUUGAAGGGGAUUGAGAAGCCCUUUUCCUAACUCAACUCUCCCCUUCCCCCAGGGACAAGGAGGCAGAGAGUAGGAGGCUAUCUAGCCAGAGCCCCUGUCCUGGUGGCUCACCCUGUGUCUCUUGUCUGAUGCUGGCGGGCCUGUGGGAUAGUGACUAAGGGGCAGAUCUGGGGGUGGUUUCAUCCCCCAGCCAUGGCCCUGGGGUGGGGCUGUCUUGCACCCCCAUUUUCUAUCUCUGUCACCCUAAAGUCCAUCUGGGUAUUGAUUCAGCUGCUGUUCUGGGCCCACUUCAUGAGGCCUCGUGCCCUCUUUCUUCAUCCCCCCUGGGAAGCUCAGGGGCCAAAAAAAGAAAGAAAAAAAAAGAGAUUUCUCAGUUAAGCCUGAGAUGCUGUGUGUGGGAAUAAUUGAGCUUAGCUUGGCCCUGAACUGGUGCAUCAGGGGCUGAUCUUGUGGCAUUGAAAUUAAAUUGUGGCUAUUUUUGUAUUGAUUUAUAAGUGUGUGGGAGAAGGGUAUGCAUGAGUGUAUUGAUGUGUGUGCCUGCCUGGUCCUAACCAGAGUUUUGAGGAGUGAUGAAUGUUCCCCCAACUGAUCAUUUGUACCAUAACUUUGUGAUUCUGCAAUUUCUAGGCUGGCCUGUGUCCAGUGCCUUGAGCCCCCAUUGGAGGGCUGUUGCUUUGGUGACUCCAUUUAUAUGUGACUUUUGUAACUGUAUAGAGUUUUAUACACAAAUAACAAGCCUGUUUAAUUAAUCUGAAUCACACACUU